AUGCAUUGCCAUGCGACUAGCAGCAGCAGCGCAGUAGGGCCGGCGUCAGACACCAGCACCAGAGACGCUGCCCGCAGCAGCCACCAAGCUGGCGGCGUGGCGUCGGCGGCGGCCGGCGGUGUCACCGCGCCCGAGCAGCUCCGCAGCAGCAGCAGCAGCAGCAGCAGCAGUAGCAAGCAGCAAGCAGUGGGGAAUGGAAGCAUUCGGGCGGCUGCAGCAGCGGCAGUGCCCAGCGGCAGCAGCGGCAGCAGCCUAGCAGAGCAGCCGCCCGAGACGGGGCUCGUGCCAGAUGCUUGGCGGGGGCCCCUUGCAUCCAGCAGCGCCGCCGCUGCUGCAGCGGCCGCGGCCGCGGCCGCCGCUGCAGCCAGUAGCAGCAACGGCAGCCAGGCGCAGCUGCCGGCGGCGUUCCCGGAGGUAGCAGGCGCCGCCACGGCGUCGGCGGGGAUCGGGGUGCUUGGAGGGCCGGGCGCGGCAGAGGCUCCCGCGGAACGAUCACGCAUCCGCGACUCCUGGAACUCUCUCAUGCGCUGGUCCCGCUACUUCAGGUCCAAGGAGGAGAGCAACGAGGUGCUGGACAAGCUUGAGAAGGUGGUGGUGUUUGGGGGCGGCAGCUUUGGCACCGCCAUGGGCGUCUGCCUGGCGCGGCAGAAGCAGGACCUGCAGGUGACGCUGCUGCUGCGGGACCCCUACCUCUGCAAGGACAUCAACGACCAGCACUGCAACACGCGCUACCUCAAGGACUACUCGCUGCCGCCCAACGUCACCGCCACCACCUCGCCACGCGAGGCCAUUACCGGCGCGCAGUUUGCCAUCCACGCCGUCCCGGAGCUGCUGCCCCCGGGCCUGCCCAUCAUCAGCGUCAGCAAGGGGAUUGAGGUGACCAGCGGGCAGCUGAUGAGCGAGGUCAUCCCCUCGGUGCUGGGCAAGAAGCAGCCCACGGUGUACCUUUCGGGGCCCAGCUUUGCCAGGGAGGUGAUGAUUGGGCGGCCAACCUGUGUCGUGGCGGCAUCCAAGGACAAGGCGCUGGCCCGCACCGUGCAGCGCCUGUUUGCCUCCCCAGACAUGCGUGUGAAUACCACUACUGACGUGAUUGGCGUGGAGAUUUGCGGGUCGCUCAAGAAUGUGCUGGCCAUCGCGGCGGGGAUUGGCUGCGUGGAGAUCCGGUGGCUGGCCACCAAGAUGGGCGCCAAGGCGUCGACCAUCAGCGGGCUGUCAGGCCUGGGCGACAUCAUGCUCACCUGCUACGGCAGCCUGUCCCGCAACCGCACGGUGGGCGUGCGGCUGGGGCAGGGCGAGAAGCUGCCCGAGAUCCUGGCUUCAAGCUCCCAGGUGGCAGAGGGCGUGGCCACAGCAGAGGUGGUGGUCAACCUGGCGCGCAAGUACCGCGUGCAGCUGCCGGUGCUGACGGCGGUGGCGCAGGUGGUGGAUGGACACAUCACCGCGCGGCAGGCCGUGUUUGAAAUCAUGAACCUGCCGCAGAUCGAGGAGCGGUAG
Messenger RNA from Chlorella variabilis, 1494 nucleotides. RefSeq lists its product as hypothetical. The transcript is spliced from 12 exons. Bases 1 to 1494 code for a protein of 497 amino acids. Gene Ontology annotation, biological process: carbohydrate metabolic process; glycerol-3-phosphate catabolic process. Lineage: Eukaryota; Viridiplantae; Chlorophyta; Trebouxiophyceae; Chlorellales; Chlorellaceae. The record is from RefSeq and is a predicted model, not a curated record. Gene Ontology annotation, molecular function: glycerol-3-phosphate dehydrogenase [NAD(P)+] activity; NAD binding. Gene Ontology annotation, cellular component: cytosol; glycerol-3-phosphate dehydrogenase (FAD) complex.